This is a messenger RNA of Dryobates pubescens (Downy woodpecker), 1721 nucleotides long. It is a transcript of the gene TBC1D20, whose product is annotated as TBC1 domain family member 20. NCBI's taxonomy places the organism in Eukaryota, Metazoa, Chordata, Aves, Piciformes, Picidae. Gene Ontology annotation, cellular component: endoplasmic reticulum membrane. Gene Ontology annotation, biological process: positive regulation of GTPase activity; endoplasmic reticulum to Golgi vesicle-mediated transport. The record is from RefSeq and is a predicted model, not a curated record. Gene Ontology annotation, molecular function: GTPase activator activity. The transcript is spliced from 9 exons. The coding region runs from base 98 to 1477 and encodes 459 amino acids.
CCCGGACGGGGAGGGGAGGUGCGGAGCCCCGGUCCGAUCCGGCCCGGUUUACCGGCCCGGUUUACCGGUCCGGUAUGCGCCGAAGCGUUUGGGGAACAUGGCCCGACGGAGCCCGCCGCGCAACGGUGUCGGCGGUCACGACUUCGACGCUAAGAAGAAAAGGAAAGUGGCGGAGAUCUACCAGGCUCUGAGCAGUGACCCCAUCGACGUGGCGGCGCUGCGGCGCAUGGCCAUCAGCGAGGGCGGGCUGCUCACCGACGAGAUCCGCUGCAAGGUGUGGCCAAAGCUGCUCAGCGUCAACACCGACGACCUCCCCCCGCUCCCAGACUUCGACGCUAAGAAGAAAAGGAAAGUGGCGGAGAUCUACCAGGCUCUGAGCAGUGACCCCAUCGACGUGGCGGCGCUGCGGCGCAUGGCCAUCAGCGAGGGCGGGCUGCUCACCGACGAGAUCCGCUGCAAGGUGUGGCCAAAGCUGCUCAGCGUCAACACCGACGACCUCCCCCCGCUCCCAGCAAGGAAGGAGCUGCGGGAGGACAGCAAGGACUACCAGCAGGUGCUGCUGGACGUGCGGCGAUCCCUGCGCCGCUUCCCGCCAGGUAUGCCAGAUGACCAGAGGGAGGGUCUGCAGGAGGAGCUCAUCGACAUCAUCCUCCACGUCCUGCAGCGCAACCCCCAGCUGCACUACUACCAGGGCUACCAUGACAUCGUGGUCACCUUCCUGCUGGUGGUGGGGGACAGGCUGGCCACUGCUCUAGUGGAAAAGCUCUCCACACAUCAUCUCAGGGAUUUUAUGGAGCCGACGAUGGACAACACCAAGCACAUCUUAAAUUACCUGAUGCCCAUCAUAGACCAGGUGAACCCUGAGGUGCACGACUUCAUGCAGAGCGCGGAGGUGGGCACCAUCUUUGCCCUCAGCUGGCUCAUCACCUGGUUCGGGCACGUGCUGUCCGACCUCAGGCACGUGGUGCGAUUGUACGACUUCUUCCUGGCCUGCCACCCGCUGAUGCCCGUCUACUUCGCUGCUGUGAUUGUGCUGUACCGGCAUCAGGAAGUCCUGGACUGUGAAUGUGACAUGGCCUCUGUCCACCACCUCCUGUCCCAGAUCCCCCAGGACCUUCCCUAUGAGACUCUGAUCAGCAGAGCUGGAGACCUGUUUGUCCAGUUCCCACCAUCUGAGCUGGCCAGGGAGGCAGCCCAGCAGGCGGAGCGAACUGCGGCUUCCACGUUCAAGGACUUCGAGCUGGCGUCAGUGCAGCAGAGACCGGACACUGUGUUGAGGCAGCGCUUCAGGGAGCGGCUGCGGGAGCGGCUGCGGGGGGAGGAGAGGACAGAAACCAUCCUGGCCAGGCCCAGGGCCAAUCGCUUCGUCAAGCUGGCAGUGAUGGGGCUGACGGUGGCCCUGGGGGCGGCCGCCCUGGCCGUGGUCAAGAGCGCCCUGGAGUGGGCACCCAAGUUCGAACUGCAGAUCUUCCCCUGAGGGAGCCGCAGGAAGAGGCCCUCCCUGCCAGCUCCUCCUGCCCGCUGGGAAGGGCUGCUGGAAGGACACAGCCAGAAGCCACCUGGCCCUCCCUGCCAGCUCCUCCUGCCCGCUGGGAAGGGCUGCUGGAAGGACACAGCCAGAAGCCACCUGGCCCUCCCUGCCAGCUCCUCCUGCCCGCUGGGAAGGGCUGCUGGAAGGACACAGCCAGAAGCCACCUGGCUGCAGAUGAGCCUUUUGUCCU